AUGAAAGUGCUGCCGUGUGCGAUACCGUAUGAGUGGCGUGCGGCGAUGUUUAUACUACGUGGACACUAUCGAUCCGCGUAUAAAUAAUUACAGUGUAGAGGGCAAUAUAAAUUAUAUUGAGAUGGCAAUACAAUGCGUUUGAACGACAAACCGACGGACAGACCUACAAAGUGACUCACUGCACCGCUGACCUGCAAACAUGUCGGUCGAAAUGACGGUCGAGCUGAACGAUGGACAUAAGAUGCCUACAGUCGGAUUGGGCACAUGGAUGGCUACAGACGAAGACGCUCUAACAGCAAGUAUUCACGAGGCUCUAAAAGUAGGCUAUAGACACAUUGACACGGCAAGCGCUUAUUGUAAUGAACACGUAAUCGGAAAGGUGCUAAAGGAAUGGUUUGAUGAAGAGAAAAUUACACGUGAUGAAAUUUUCGUAACGACAAAACUGCCUCCGUGGGGCUCGAAACCUGAAAAAGUAGAAAGGUUCCUGAAAAGGUCCCUCGAUCUGCUGCAGUUGGAUUACGUUGACAUGUACUUGAUACACGUACCAUUCACGCUCAACGAAUACAUCGGAGAAAACGGACAACCAUGGGCAGGUUUCAAAGAUGAUGGUAAUGUUGAUAUGGACGAAAGUACGGAUCUUAUUGGCGUUUGGAGGGAAUUUGAAAAGCACCAACAGGAAGGACUUAUAAGAUCCAUCGGUCUGUCUGACUUCAACCAAGGACAGAUCGAAAGAAUUUUAAAGAACUGCGAGAUACCUCCAAGUAACCACCAAUUUGAAUACAACGCUGCCCUGCAGCAAGACGACAUGGUGAAGUUCUGCAAAGAUAACAAUAUGGUUUGUACUGGAUACGCUACGUUGGGAUCUUCAGGAGCGUCGUCUUACAGAGAUGUUCCAGAACUUCUCACAAAUUCAAAUGUCAUCGAAAUUGGAGAAAAGCACAAAAAAACACCAGCUCAAGUUUUGCUGAGGCACAGUCUGCAGAAAGGUCUGGUGGUUAUUCCUAAGAGCACAAAUCCUGCAAGAGUCAGACAAAAUUUCGAGAUAUUCGAUUUUGAGUUGGACGAUGAAGAUAUGGACUCUUUAAGUGGUCUGGAUUGCGGCUUUAGAAUAUACGAUUUCGAAUCUGUAUUCAAAGGUAUCAAGAAUCAUCCUGAAUACCCGUUCUAACAACGCACAAGCAAGUAUGGAAUAGUACACACAGUAGGGCAUCAUAUUAGAUUACUAGGAUAGCUUCGCUUUAUCAGUUUAUAUUGCAGAUAUUUCCAGAGUGUAUUGAUUUGUUAUUAUAAUUGUUGUUGAGAGUCAAUAAAGAACUUUAGUUAUACCAUA
Molecule: messenger RNA, 1330 nt
Organism: Acanthoscelides obtectus
Lineage: Eukaryota; Metazoa; Arthropoda; Insecta; Coleoptera; Chrysomelidae
Source: the annotation of a GenBank genome assembly